GCUGGUGCAUUAAAUAGAGCAAAAGAAACUUUACCAAAGUUAAAAGAUUCUGAAAGAGAGAGCGAAUAUGGAUAUGUGUUUGCCGUCUCUGGUCCAGGAAGAAUUUUUGGGAAUCUAGUCGUAACCGCGGAACAAAUGACUGGAACAGCUAUGUAUGAGCUGGUUAGAGUUGGUCAUGAAGAGCUUGUUGGAGAAGUUAUUCGUAUAGAUGGUGAUAAAGCGACUAUUCAAGUUUACGAAGAAACUU
Molecule: messenger RNA, 247 nt
Organism: Racocetra persica
Lineage: Eukaryota; Fungi; Glomeromycota; Glomeromycetes; Diversisporales; Gigasporaceae
Source: the annotation of a GenBank genome assembly